AGAGCAGCACUGAUCGUGCUAGCCAUGAUGAGGGCAGUGGUGGUAGUGGCCAUGGUGGCCACGGCAGCAUUCGCCGUGUCCGUGCGCGCCGAGCAGUGCGGGUCGCAGGCCGGCGGGGCGCAGUGCCCCAACUGCCUCUGCUGCAGCAAAUGGGGCUGGUGCGGCUCCACCUCCGACUACUGCGGCGACGGCUGCCAGAGCCAGUGCAGCGGCUGCAGCAGCAGCAGCGGCAGCCCGCCGGUCGCCGGAAGCGGCGGCGGCGUCGCGUCCAUCAUCUCUCAGUCGCUAUUCGACCAGAUGCUUCUCCACCGCAACGACGGCGCGUGCCCCGCCCGGGGCUUCUACACGUACGCCGCCUUCGUCGCGGCGGCCAACGCCUUUCCCGGGUUUGGCACGACGGGCAGCGCGGAGGCCCGGAAGCGCGAGGUGGCGGCGUUCCUGGCGCAGACGUCGCACGAGACGACGGGCGGGUGGGCGACGGCGCCCGACGGCCCCUACUCGUGGGGCUACUGCUUCAAGCAGGAGAACGGCGGCGCCGCCUCGUCCUACUGCCAGCCCAGCUCGCAGUGGCCCUGCGCCGCCGGCAAGCAGUACUACGGGCGCGGGCCCAUGCAGCUGUCGUGGAACUACAACUACGGGCUGGCGGGGCAGGCCAUCGGCUCCGACCUGCUGGGCAACCCGGACCAGGUGGCCGCCGACGCCGCGGUGUCCUUCAAGACGGCCAUCUGGUUCUGGAUGACGCCGCAGUCGCCCAAGCCGUCGUGCCACGACGUGGUGACGGGGCAGUGGAGCCCCUCCGCCGCCGACCAGGCCGCGGGGCGCCUGCCGGGGUACGGCGUCACCACCAACAUCAUCAACGGCGGGCUCGAGUGCGGCCGCGGCGCCGACAGCCGCGUGGCCGACCGGAUCGGGUUCUACAAGCGUUAUUGCGACAUGCUCGGGGUCAGCUACGGGGACAGCUUGGACUGCUACAACCAGAGCCCAUUCAACAUCUAGCAGGAUCGAUCUCUAGCUACUGCUACAACCAGAGGUCACACAAGUUUAAUUAUUAUACAUACGAAUAAUGCAAGCAAUAUGUUGCUCCUGAAUCAAUAAUGCAAUAAAAGACAUGCAUGCUUAUUCAUGUGAUGAAUUUUAUGUUCGUGCAUGGUGGGAGAAUGGUCCAACCCAUGCAGUAAA
Panicum hallii is the source of this 1179-nucleotide messenger RNA. Its product is annotated as chitinase 1-like. The record is from RefSeq and is a predicted model, not a curated record. Gene Ontology annotation, molecular function: chitinase activity; chitin binding. The coding region runs from base 25 to 996 and encodes 323 amino acids. The transcript has a single exon. Gene Ontology annotation, biological process: defense response to fungus; cell wall macromolecule catabolic process; chitin catabolic process. Lineage: Eukaryota; Viridiplantae; Streptophyta; Magnoliopsida; Poales; Poaceae.